Messenger RNA from Pocillopora meandrina, 1146 nucleotides. NCBI's taxonomy places the organism in Eukaryota, Metazoa, Cnidaria, Anthozoa, Scleractinia, Pocilloporidae. The record is from the annotation of a GenBank genome assembly.
AUGAGAUCAGACAACGCCGGUUGUUACCACUGCGGUUAUCUUCUGCUUUCGCUCCCUAGCAUCGGUGACCGCACUGGUGUCAAGAUCACGCGCUACAACUUAAGCGAACCACAAGCAGGCAAAGACCGCUUUCUAAAUGAAGGUAAUGAUAUCAAAACAACCAGCGACAUGAAAACCGCCUUCGAAUCGUACGGUGGAGUCAAGGACUGCUAUGCAGCAGUGUGUCAAGUUCAGCCAUCCGCACAAACAAUGACCAAACAUACCAUGACAGGCGUACAGGCAUCGAAUAACUUCUCGUACGAGAAUAGAGGCUUGAGAAUGUGGCGUGCUUAUGGUAUUGGACCUGGAAAGUUCUAUAGUGCAGACCAGCUGGCACGGUUUGGAACACCCCAAGGCUCCAUUAGGCUCGUCACAACGGAAACGUUCAGUUACUAAAACAUAGAAGUAGGUAGUUAUCUACAACGUACGCAGAUGUCUGAACCUGGGUCAUCGCUACAACCCAAAGCGAGAAAUUCUCUUGUCAGGAAGAAGGAUGCAUCAAGGUUUUUCAGUCGUUCGCUGCCCUCCAAAAGCACCUUGACAUCGGCAAACACAUGUUACAGCUGGCAAAAGAAUUCGCCUUCGACGAGAUCAGGAAGAAAUGGAUAGAGGCUGUCCAUUCCGUAGGUGGUGGCUAAGUUCACAGUCAGACCUCAGCUCAAGAUUCUGAAGAACAAUCAAUAAUUCGAUAACAUGUAGUUUUGUUUCCUUGGUGAUAGGCUGUUACUAUCACACUUAAAUUUUGUUACCCAGGUGGAUCUUGGAUGGGCCCUUCGGAAAACGCGAAAAGCAGUUGCCUUUUUUCAUAGAGCAAAAAAUUAUCUCGCAGACGUGUUCUGGACAGGGGAGGAAACUGGUAAGAAGGCAACUGCCUCUGAUAUGGCCCCCAAAAUGAAGAGUUCAAGAGACGACACCGGCCAGAAAAUGUUCUCUAAGACUGACUGGUUGACAGAGCAGCAGAUAGCUCGAUAUUUCAGCCGGCUUUCUGCCCUGACUAGAACAGGUCUAUUGCGGAGGUCCCCCUCUGUAAGUAUGACUGAGGACGAAGAGGCUGAUGCAGACGAGUUAGCUUUAGAAGUCAACACUGACCGUACAAGGCAGAAAUAA